This is a messenger RNA of Acromyrmex echinatior (Panamanian leafcutter ant), 1418 nucleotides long. Its product is annotated as NUBP iron-sulfur cluster assembly factor, mitochondrial. Gene Ontology annotation, biological process: mitochondrial respiratory chain complex I assembly; iron-sulfur cluster assembly. Gene Ontology annotation, cellular component: mitochondrion. NCBI's taxonomy places the organism in Eukaryota, Metazoa, Arthropoda, Insecta, Hymenoptera, Formicidae. Gene Ontology annotation, molecular function: ATP binding; 4 iron, 4 sulfur cluster binding; ATP-dependent FeS chaperone activity. The record is from RefSeq and is a predicted model, not a curated record.
GAAGUGCGCGACGUAACUCUAACCUAACCUAACGAUUUAAAUCGGUCUUUAUCGAACACGUUUUCUUUCCUGAGAGUGAAAAAGUAAAAAAUCAAUUAAAAAAGUAAAAAAAACCACGAUGAGAUCGCGAUUUAUGCGAAAGUCGUUGUUGUUCGACACAACGGAAAUAAAAUUACAGAUGAAAACGUAUAGGUUAGGACAAUCAAAGGAUGAUCAGAUGAUGAACAUUAGACGAAAGCUCAUGUCACGUUCAAGAGUUAUCUUUUUCGGAACAAUUUCGAAUUGCUUUUAUGUCAUGUAAAAAAAUGGACAGAUAACGAAUUUUCGAAAUGUUUUUCAUUAACACGUUUCUGCAUACCGAUAUUUUCUUGAAUGUAUAUAUAUUCACUUCACGAUAAAAUGUACUGCGCGUUUUGAAUGCCGCCGAGGUUAGGUACAUGUCGAUGAAAAUGUCGAACGUUAUCGUGAGGUCACGCUUCAGCGGAUAUUUAAAAUCCUUUCGGUAUCUGUGGCAACGGCAAAACUGCACAGUAAUUGAUUCAACCAAGAUCAAGCAACAGAAUUUAGAAGCUAGACAAAAAGAAAUCAUGGCACGUGGCCUUCCAAAACGGAAACGCAUAAAGGAAGUGAAACAAAUUUUGCUUAUUGCCUCUGGUAAAGGUGGCGUUGGAAAAUCGACAACAGCUGUGAAUUUGGCAACAGCUCUAAAAAUUAUUGAACCAAAGAAGUCCAUCGGGUUGCUGGAUGCUGACGUUUUCGGACCUUCUAUACCUCUAAUGAUGAACAUACAUGAAUCACCUGUUUUAAAUCAAGAGAAUUUCAUGGAACCUCUUGUAAAUUAUGGUGUGAAAUGUAUGUCCAUGGGAUUUUUAAUUGAUGAGAAAUCACCAGUUGUUUGGAGGGGACUCAUGGUGAUGAGCGCAUUGGACAAGCUAGUAAAUCAGGUAGCAUGGGGGCCACUUGACUACCUUAUUAUUGAUACUCCUCCUGGGACAGGAGACACACAUCUUUCUUUGAUUCAGACUCUUUUUAUCACUGGUGCAUUGCUGGUAACAACACCGCAAAAAGUUGCGCUAGAGGUGACCAGGAGAGGUGCGAAUAUGUUCAAGAAGUUGAACAUUCCUGUCGCUGGUAUUGUGGAAAAUAUGAGCAGCGUUACUUGUCCAAAAUGCAUGACGGAAGUACCUCUUUUUGGUAACGCAACGCUCUUGCUAACUAAAGAACUAGGUGUAGGUAUUUUACAGAAGAUACCGAUGCACGACAGCAUCGCGGAAAGUUCAGAUAGCGGUAAACCGAUUGUCCUGGCAGCACCAAAAAGCAGACAAGCAGAAGCUUAUAAAGAAUUAGCAGAACAUGUUGUUACAUUUUUAAAUAAGCAGGAAAUGAAUGAAGAAUAAUAAAAUAGAAUGAUUAAAAAA